Molecule: messenger RNA, 2163 nt
Organism: Halichondria panicea
Lineage: Eukaryota; Metazoa; Porifera; Demospongiae; Suberitida; Halichondriidae
Product: E3 ubiquitin-protein ligase AMFR-like
Exons: 8
Coding region: 157-2046 (629 amino acids)
Biological process (GO): endoplasmic reticulum unfolded protein response; ubiquitin-dependent protein catabolic process; protein K48-linked ubiquitination
Cellular component (GO): endoplasmic reticulum; cytosol; ubiquitin ligase complex
Molecular function (GO): ubiquitin binding; ubiquitin protein ligase activity
Source: RefSeq, a predicted model, not a curated record
GGGGCUGCAACGUCACAUGCAAUUGACGGUGUGCAGAUGAUCUAGACCACUUCCAAAACAAAGCCUUACCCGGCCAGAAGUCAUUUACAAUCUAUCUAGGCCAGCUAACUGACAGUGAUUGACAGUGAUGCUCUGAGAGUGCCAGCUGUCCUCAGAAUGCCCCUGGACAGAGUGGACCAGCUGCCCCUACCCAACCUACACAUAUACACCGUCUUCAGUGGACUGGGUCUGUUCUAUGCUCUUGUGUACUCUCUGAGUGCCCCUGAUGGAUUCUACCACACCUUCACAGCAGACGUGUGGUGUGCCGCGGCUGCCCUCAACAUGUGCUGCUGUUGCUUCUUCCUACUCACUAAGUCUAUCUAUUCCCUCGUGUUUGGGAAGCUGAGACAUAUCGAACAGCAGCACAUGAGAGACAAGUUCUGGAACUUUGUGUUCUACAAGUUCAUCUUUGUGUUUGGAGUGAUGAAUGUACAGGACAUGCAGGAGCUGCUCUACUGGUGUGUGUGGUUUGCACUAUUGGGGACACUACUGCUCACACAACAACUCUGCAAGGACAGGUUUCAAUUUCUCUCCUUCUCCCCGAAUACGCCCGCCUCCUCCCACGCCAAGAUCAUCACGCUUGUCUCCUUGGUGAUUGGUAGUUGUGCCGGGUUGUUCAUGGUAACAGCCAUUGUUGGGUGGCAGUAUGGCUUCAACUACUUCACCUUCCUCUACUCUGAAGUGUUCAUCUUGUUUGCACGAGCACUGCACACUGUCAUAAGAUACGUGAUUCACCUGUGGGACAUGCAGCAUGAUGGCACAUGGGAGAACAGAUCCACCUAUACCUACUACACUGAGCUGCUACUGGAGAUGGCAGCGCUGGGUAUUGACUUCAUGCACCACAUCCACAUGCUGCUCUGGGCUAACAUGUUCCUGAGCGUGGCCUCUCUCAUUCUACUCAUGAAACUACGAUUCCUGUAUCAGGAGAUCCAGCGUAGACUGCAGAGGCAUAGCAACUAUGUGCUAGUGAGUCAGACCCUGGAAACAAGGUUUGUGCAAGUGUCUCGCCAGGAGCUGCUCUUGAGUGAUGAGGUGUGUGCCAUCUGCUGGGAGGGUAUGAGCACUGCCUCCAAACUUCCGUGUGGACAUAUCUUCCAUAUGGGGUGCCUGCGGUCGUGGUUGGAGCAAGCUACAGUGUGUCCAACCUGUCGACGCUCUCUCAGUGAAGACCUACACUCCCCGUCCGGUGAAGGAGGCGUGGCUAGGGGUGUGGCCAAUGAGAGGGGCGGGGCUGGUGUACGAGAGCCGAGGAGACGAAUGGCACGGAACUGGCUGCUACAUUUCAAUGGUGCAUCGAUUGCUAACUGGCUGCCCACGUUCUCCCUCCAGCUGCAUCAGGACGGGGACGAGGCUCGCUGGACCGAUGCUGCUGAGCUACACAGAGAAGCCCAACGUGUACACUCCAUGUUCCCCCACACUCCACUGGAGGCCAUCACACUUGACCUCGCUGACACACACUCCGUCUCACUCACAGUCGAGAGAAUUAUCAACAAUGUCAUCUAUAUCCCCGAACAAGAUCGGCCAUCAGGAGAGCUCACACCCUCACAGCCUCACACCCACACAGGCACACAAUGCACACUUCCCAACACACCACUUCCGACAGCUUCACCUUUAUCAUGCUCGGAGCCUCACACCCUCACACAUGUCACGCCGCCCACAAUCACAGAACAAACUUGCGGACCCACCCACACCACAAGUACUGUACGAAAGAGAAACGUGAACCAAGACACAGGCACUAAAGACACACCCAGCACUGACGCUGUGAGGGUCCAAGACACAGGCACUAAAGACACACCCAGCACUGACGCUGUGAGGGUAGCUCGGCCUAUUCGUACUGGUGCAGCUGAUGACGCCCCCGCACAGUGUGUGGUGACAACAGUGCCGGCUAGGGUCAAAGUUCGGAAGAUGGAGCCAUUCGCAUCGCUAGUGGAGCGCAAGGAGCAACUGUUGGAGAGAGCUAGGAGGCAAUAUCUCUUGAAGAAUCCGAUGCUCAAGUCUGUGAACUAACUCUAGCUACACACCUGCAACCAACUGAAGCCCAGCCGGUUGGCAUGGCAACACUGUACCUUUCAUUUUUUGUGUUUACUUGUACACCCCCACAAUUGUGAUUUUGUGUUUUUUUUA